AAGCUUGGAUGUGUCCUCAACUGCUCAAAACUUUAAAUGCGUUGGUAUUUGAACUUUUGUUUCUGUCAGUUUAACGUAUUGGUCCAUCACUUGCUCGGAAAAUAAAUCAAUGGCGUCCCUUUUUAGUUCUUUUGCAAAGCCAUACGAGCCCAACAAAGCUUAAAGUAACUAGCUGAUGCGAAAUACCGCGGACAACAGGCAGACACUGCCUGCUGUACUCGGAGCUGUAAACACAGGAGAUGUCGCUGGAGCUCGGUGGUUUUUACAGGGAGGGGCUUGGGAUAGCGGGCUGGAUUACUGAAUCCUGUAGCUGUUCAGCGAGCGAGUAGCCCGAACGGACUGCGCUCGGAAACUCGGGCCAUUUAUAUCCCUUCUAAACUUUGUGCGCUGUCAAAGCAGGGGCCACACCUCGGUGAGUGAACCAUGGACGAGGACUUUGAGCGGCGCAGGGAGCUGAGGAGACAGAAGCGUGAGGAGAUGCGGAUGGAGGCGGAGAGGAUGGUCUAUCGCCGAAAUGACGAGGAUGAGGAAGAGGCGGCUCGUGAGCGCAGACGAAGAGCACGUCAAGAGCGCUUGCGCAACAAGGAGAGUGAGGAGGUACCCAACCCUCCUGAGAGUGUGGAGCUUAACAACAGCCACAGUGUGACGGUUACAGAGGCAGUUUCCAGCUCGGUGGUCAGCUCGGGCUGGUGUGGCGAAGGAGAUGAUGAAGAGCAGGCCCUCUUGGAGCGCUUGGCCAAACGGGAGGAGCGUAGGCAGAGGAGGAUGAAGGAGGCACUGGACAGACAGAAGGAGCAAGAGCCCUUCUCCUACGGUGUGGAGGAGCACCCCACCACUCAGCGCUCUCUUGAGGAGUAUCCACACAGCAGCAAGGAACAGGAGAAAGAAGAGGCCAAGGAAGAGUAUGAGGAGACUGUCCCAGAUGAAGAGGAGGAGCAGAAAGAGGAAGUGAUGGAAGAGAAGCCACAGACGUCUUACCUGAGGGAGCAGGACUCCACUGAGGAAAAACCUCAAAUUGACGAUGAGAUGGAGGAUGGGGAUGGGAGUAAGAGGAGCAAACAGCACAACGGAGGAGUGUAUGAGGAGGGCAAGCCCAGGAAGGUGGAGAGAACGCCGAGCCACAGCAGCCUACGCUCACCCGAGGCUCCUCCCGCAGUGGAGGAAGUGGAGGGGGAGGGAGCACGCCUGGAGGCCGAGCGCAAGCUAGAGGAGCUGAAGAGGAGGAGAGACGAAACAGAGAGUGAGGAGUUCGAGAGAAUGAGGCAGAAGCAGCAGGAGGCCGAGGCCGAGCUGGAGGAGCUCCGGAGGAAGAGGGACGAGCGGAGGAAAGUGUUGGAGGAAGAGGAGCGGCAGAAGAAGCAAGAGGAGGCCGAGAGGAGGGCCAAAGAGGAGGAGGAGAAGAGGAGGAUGAAGGAGGAGAUAGAGAGGAGGAGAGCACAAGCGGCAGAGCGGAGGCAGAAGGUUGGGGACGAGGUGGAUGGGGAAGCCAGUAAGCCCUUUAAAUGCGUGAGCCCAAGAGGGUCAUCCCUGAAGAUUGGUGAAAGGGCUGAAUUUCUUAACAAGUCAGCACAGAAAAGCACUGUGAAGACAUCUCACUCUCCUGUGGUGUCAAAGAUUGAUAACAGAUUGGAACAGUACACCACUGCUGUGCAGAGUAAUAAGGAGGUGCGAUCGCCACGGACAGCGACCGUGGACCUGCCCGUGGCAUCAGACGGCGUUCGCAACAUUAAGACCAUGUGGGAGAAGGGCAGUGUGUUCGGCUCCGGCACCAACACGCCAUCCAGCAACAAGGAUGCAGCUGGAAUCAAGGUGGGUGUGGCUGGCCGCAUCAAUGAUUGGCUGAAUAAAACCCCGGAAUCGAGCAAAACGCCAGGAGGAAUACCAGCGGACCUGAAGCGUGGGGAUGUGACUGGCAAACGCAGUCUAUGGGAGAACAAAGGCUCCCCUGCUACCAAGGUGACAAGCAGAGGAGAAAGUAAAUCUGUUGCUAAUGGAAUGGGGCACUAACUUUUUGAAGACUCAGCACCAGGGACCAAGUGAAAGCCGUCAUCUUUCUUUUUAUAUGUUAUAUAUUUUACUCAUACCAAAAAUAAUUUGAAAACUUGCCCACUGCCUAGACAUAUCUGAGAGAGAGACUGAGGGAGACAGAAGGCUUAUAUUUUCCCACUUCCGUCAAAGGCCUUAAUCUUGCAAGGCCUAAUUAUAGGGUCAUGCUUAGCAUAAAACCUGUUUUAUACUAGAAACUAUUCUGAAAUAUAGACAUAUAGACAGCCUUACAUAUAGAGACACCAAGUAUCACAUGAUUCAGUUUCUCACUAGAUAAUGACAGAUGCAACAUAUGUAAAGGCCUUGUGUAAUUUCACAGUAAGUGUUGCUAUUCUUUCCCUUCAGAGCUCUUCUCUGCUAGUCACCCUGAACACCUUUUUAAUUUAUAAUUAAAGCAAAGCUUCACAUAUUGGUAUUGUAUUAAUGUUCACCAGUCCAGAACAGAAUAUGAGCACCCAUAGUAUAGUGCAUUUUUAAAAACUUUUGUCAUAAUGACACAUUUUUUAAUAGGAAAACUAUGGUCUUAAUAAUAUAUGUUAGCACAUCAUGUAUGUUUUGUAAGUAACUAUAUUUUAUAUGUUGCCGCUUUAUACAAGAUGAUGUCUUUGCUUUUGCUCUCAGUAUCACAAUAUGUCUGCAAAUGCUAAUUAUAGACAUUCCAUUAUUAUUCAUUUUUUCAGUCACAGUUCAGGUGCUUUGUCAGUCAAUAUAGACACCAUGAUAUAGCUGAUUUCUAAUGGACGUAAAGGCUUGGCUUUGCACUGAAUAAAGGGAACAUGUAUUUCUUGACCAAAAUUGAAAAAGAUGAAAAAAGAAAGACUUGACUUUCACAGACAUUCCUUUGCAUUUAGCGCUUGCUCUAUCACAAGUAAGGCUCAGGUUGUCAUUAUCAUCCUGAUAAGCGACUGUAUUUAGUAUGUUAACGGACAGGUGGGAGGGGCUUCAAACCCUUACUAAGGACCAAUUUAUGCCAUUUAUGUAAUUUCUUUGUUUCUUUUUUGUUUACUCUCCACCAAUUUAUUUAGAGUAAAACACUAUUACACGUUGGCAACUAUGUAAUGGGACUCAAGUAUGUGCUGGUGGGCAGACAGACAGUGCCUUGUACCGUCAGGAGUUUUCAUAGGUUAUGUGACUGAUGGUGUGUGUUGGGGGGGGGGGGGGGGGGGUUGUGUGUGUGUCACUAAUAUCCAAUUCUCUCCCCAGCUCAAUUACAUCAUAAUUUACAUUUUAAAAUGUGAAUGGUUCUGUGUUCUGGUCUUAUAUUUGACAAUCAUUCAUGAUGCAAAGUAAUCUCUACUUUUUCCAUGUUGAGUCUUGAGUCUUGUAAACAUGUCUUUCGUUGAACCAGGGUAACUCCAUGCAAAUCGCACCAACUUUAAUUUGUUCAUUUCCUUGUUAAAACUUUGACCAUGUUUACUGUAGCUGAUAGUUUUGUAAGGAACAACUUUUUAUAUAUUGUAACAGUGACUCAGCAACAGCAAUAAAGUGAUUCUUUUAAAAGCCUCA
Electrophorus electricus (electric eel) is the source of this 3552-nucleotide messenger RNA. RefSeq names its product caldesmon 1a (gene cald1a). Lineage: Eukaryota; Metazoa; Chordata; Actinopteri; Gymnotiformes; Gymnotidae. Gene Ontology annotation, biological process: actin filament bundle assembly; angiogenesis; muscle contraction. Gene Ontology annotation, molecular function: calmodulin binding; actin binding; myosin binding. The record is from RefSeq and is a predicted model, not a curated record. Gene Ontology annotation, cellular component: actin cytoskeleton.